Messenger RNA from Leptopilina boulardi, 1459 nucleotides. Its product is annotated as venom acid phosphatase Acph-1-like. The transcript is spliced from 6 exons. The record is from RefSeq and is a predicted model, not a curated record. Lineage: Eukaryota; Metazoa; Arthropoda; Insecta; Hymenoptera; Figitidae. Bases 198 to 1343 code for a protein of 381 amino acids. Gene Ontology annotation, biological process: dephosphorylation. Gene Ontology annotation, molecular function: phosphatase activity.
AGACUGAAAUAAAACCACAGUAGAAUGUCAUAACAAGCUUUAUCAGUACUCUGCAUAUUCAACAAGAAAAUGUGAAACAUUGUGAUGUUCUGUCAUUUUUGUUUUUUUUUAAUAAGAAAAAUCAUUUAAAUAAUAAUUUAAAAAUAUAUCUUAAAUAUAUUUACAUAUAUAGAUAGGAAAUAGAAAUUCCAAUAGGAAUGAAAAUCGCGUAUUAUGUGGCAGCUUCCGUGUUUAUACUUAUUACAUUGUCAUUGACAAUUUUUCUACUUCUUCAGUUUGUUUAUUCCGAUGAUGAAAAGCCAGAACUUGAAUUAACCAUUGUUGUCUUUAGAAAUGGUGAACGAAUGCCAUACACUGAUGCAGGAGAAGGCUAUAAAGACAAUCCAAACGUGGAAAACAAUUAUUUUCCAAUUGGACAAAGUGGAUUAACAAAUGAGGGAAAACUAAAAGAAUAUAAAUUAGGUCAAUUUCUUCGUGAAAAGUAUAAAGAUUUUUUAAAUUCAAUUUAUCAAUAUGAAAUUAUUGAAGCUCGUAGUACAAUGUAUGAUUGGACAAAAGUUUCUUUGGAAUUAGUACUUGCUGGAUUAUAUCCUCCAGAUAGUUUACAAAUUUGGGAUUCAUCAAUUAAUUGGCAACCAAUUCCUUUUCAAUAUGAACCAGAAACAAAAGAUGUUUUAUUAACUUCAAUGAAUUGUCCUCGCUAUUUGCAAGAACUGGAAAAUAUAAAGCAAAAUACUGAAAUUAAAGAAAAAUUAAUAAAAUUUGAAAAUUUAAUGGAAAAUUUAACAAUAUUCACUGGACAGCAAAUAAAUAAUUUAGAUGAUUUAUAUAAAAUUUAUUUCACUCUUAAAAUGGAACAUAAAAUGAAACUCAAAUUACCAAAAUGGUCAAAUUAUAUUUUAAAUAAUACUCAAAUCAUGGAGGCAAUAUUAUUUGAUUUUGAAUUAAUGACUUAUAAUGAUUUAAUGAAAAAAUUGAGUAGUGGUUCCAUUAUUAAUAAAAUAUUAGAUGAAAUGAUUAUGAUACAAAAUGGAGUCAUUAGAAAGGGACCAAAAAUUUAUCUAUACAGUGCACAUCAUCGUAAUCUUAUCAUGUUACUUUCUGCAUUUGGAGUUUAUAAUAAGUUGCAUAUACCUGAAUUUUCAAGUGCAAUAAUAAUUGAAUUAUACACAUUAAAUAACAAUCAUUAUGUACAGAUACUCUAUUAUUUGGGAAUAUCUUCUAAAAUUGAAAUUCUAAAAAUUCCCGGAUGUUUAAAAUUAUGUCCUCUAGAUGAAUUUCUUAAAUUGAUGAAACCCGUGUUGCCAGAGAAAAAUGAAAAUCUUUGCAUUCAAGUUUUUUGAUAAUUUUCGUGAUGUUUUAAUAAUAAUAUAAAGUGUAGAAAACAAUUACAAUUUAUAUUUCCUUCUUUGAAUAUUAGUCUUUAAAAAUAUAGAAUUUUUUAGUCUCUAUUCUCAUA